UUUUGUAGGAACAGAGGACAAACGGAAGAGUCAGUGAAGGUCCACCAGAUGGCGGCACUGUGCAUUUACUUCACGUGUCACUCAAUUUAAACUGUAUUGGAAUUAUUCGAAGACGGACACUUAUCGAUUCUAUUUAAAAUUCAUGAAACAAAGACUGUGUUUGGAUGGUAUCGAGGAAGACGAGCGUUUAAACAUACGAAGAAAGAAGUCAGCCGCAAACACCGCUCUACUUUUGUCAACCAUUGUGCUGCAGGUGUUGUUAAUCAACACAAAGGAGGAUUAAAGAGAACUGUGUUCCAGAGAGACGGAGUAAAAUCACUGGUGAAGCUGCUCUCAGAUGGACUACGCCAUGAAGUCUUUCAGCCUUUUGACCUCGUCUUCUCUCUCCAAGUCUUUUACAUGCUCGUGCAUAACUGCCAGUGUGUUAGCCAGUGCCUCCGUGACCCAUCAUCUCCUGUCACGACAAGCUCUUCAAAGAAGGCCGUUCAGAGUCACAAACGCUGAUCGCAGUGUGAAGAAGGGAAUCAUGGCCGACAGUCUAGAGGACCUCAUGAACAAGGCAGGUGAAUCCCUGCACGUGCCUCAUGUCAGCGUGUUGGUGCUGGAUGAAGACGGCACAGAUGUGGAGACGGAGGAGUUCUUCCAGACCCUGCCUGAUAACUCGGUCCUAAUGGUUCUGGACGAGGAGCAAAAAUGGACCCCACAUCUAAACAGUCCACCGAGAGGUCAUGUCUGCGAUCACAGCUUGCUGCAACGAACAGAUGUGGCCAAGGUGACCUUUGACCUCUAUAAGAACAACCCCAAGGAUUUCAUCGGCUGCUUGAACAUAAAGGCCACCCUGUACGGCGUUUAUUCCGUGUCCUACGACAUGCGCUGCUACGCUGCCAAAAGCAUGUUAAGGGAGGCUCUCAGGUGGACUCUCUUCUCCAUGCAGGCCACUGGCCACAUCUUGCUGGGCUCCUCUUGCUACAUCGAGCAGCUGCUGGAGGAGGAGGAGGAGGAGCAGAGUGCAGACAAGAGCCUGGCACUCCCUCAGAAAAGCAAGAUUAAGCAGCUGCAGACCAUGCUGAUGGGAAAGAUGUCACUCUGAUGUUGGACUGAAGCUGACGACGCUGAGCAGACACGGCGACCACUUUUAACAGACCUUGUCUAUUUUGUUACACCACUGUUUUUUGAACAGGAAGAACAUGUGCUCAGUCACAUGACUGCUCUGUUACCGUUCUUUCAUUAGUGUAUUCAAAGAAACAAACACUGCAAGCUUUACCUCACAAAGCACUUUUACUCACUUUGUAACCUUUUUCCCGCUCGGAGAUGAAUAAAUAAAGCACUUCUAUUUUCUUUUUCUCAA
Messenger RNA from Cynoglossus semilaevis (tongue sole), 1348 nucleotides. Its product is annotated as cell death activator CIDE-3. The record is from RefSeq and is a predicted model, not a curated record. The coding region runs from base 338 to 1090 and encodes 250 amino acids. The transcript is spliced from 6 exons. Gene Ontology annotation, biological process: apoptotic process; regulation of apoptotic process. Lineage: Eukaryota; Metazoa; Chordata; Actinopteri; Pleuronectiformes; Cynoglossidae.